Messenger RNA from Colletotrichum truncatum, 804 nucleotides. Lineage: Eukaryota; Fungi; Ascomycota; Sordariomycetes; Glomerellales; Glomerellaceae. The record is from RefSeq and is a predicted model, not a curated record.
AUGAAGAACCCGAGAUUAGAUAAUGAACAGGGUGGGGAGGCAGUGAGAUUGACGCAACGGGGCAAGGUUCAUUCGAACCGGAGCACGGACCGGCCGGCAGAUCAUCCAAUUCGCCCCUCCCCCCUUUGGGAACCUGGGAACCGCCAAUGUCAUCCUCAAUUCUCUCUCCGCCGGAGUGAAGACAGAGGGGCCGUUGCGGUAACCCCUCCCAUGCAUCCCGCGACGUUUGGAAAAGGCCGACGAUAUGGAAUCUUGGGAUAUCUCCCGGAGCUGGGCUCGAAGGAGGCUCAAUUAUGGGAUCUGAACGCGGCCUCGUCAACGUUCCUUCGUCUACCCCCCGAAAUCCGUAACAAAAUAUACCGAAUGCUCCUCUCCUCGCGCCGAAUCCACGUCCUUCACGAUCCCAAGACGGGCACGUUCCACUGCGUCGCCCUCCGGACGGCCGCGAACCCCUGGGCAUACAAGAAACACCACGUCCUCUCGCGCGGCGUCACCCUGCUCAGUCCCAUCUGUCGGCAGCUGUACCACGAGACGGCGCUGAUUCCCUACAAGGAGAACACCUGGUCGUUCCAGACGCCGGGUUUGAUGGAGCGGUAUCUGCUCACGGAGCGGAGGCUGCCGCUGUUGCAGAGGCGGGCCGUGAGGGAGGUUUGCGUGCGGGGGAUUGCCGGGUAUGGGAAUCUGAGCAGGCGGUUGAGGGGGUUUCUGGGCGGCUUGGAGGUCGUUUGGUUUUGGGAUGGGGGGUGGGUUUGCGAGGUUGUUGAGAGGGAGAGGAGGGUUGAGGGGGAGGGGAAGCCGAAUUGA